Molecule: messenger RNA, 9477 nt
Organism: Rhineura floridana
Lineage: Eukaryota; Metazoa; Chordata; Lepidosauria; Squamata; Rhineuridae
Gene: CLMN
Product: calmin
Exons: 13
Coding region: 594-3236 (880 amino acids)
Biological process (GO): nuclear migration
Cellular component (GO): nuclear outer membrane; meiotic nuclear membrane microtubule tethering complex; cytoplasm
Molecular function (GO): actin filament binding
Source: RefSeq, a predicted model, not a curated record
UCCUGUUUCCAGUAAACAUUAACCAGGUGUUGUUUGUGUGCGCGCGCGUAUCUGUGCGUGCCUCGUCUUUCCCCGUUGCUACUCCCACCCAAACCUGCCGCUGCGUCGCCUCCAUGGGAAACAAGAGAAUAUGCGACUUAGAAGCCUCAGGCUUCACCUCCGUCCUUUAAAACAUGAUCCCACCGGGGAGGGGGUGAGUGUGGGGCUUUCCUUCCCAUCCCAGCCAGAAGAGGCUCCAGAGCCCUUCCCACGCAGCCCGCUCGCCCGCCCGCCUUACCUUGUGCAACCCUCUCCUCCCGGUGUACUGCCCUUUUCCUGUGCGUCAAUGUAAGGUCUGGGGGCUUUCGGACCCUCCUUCCCAAUGCCACUCCUGUAUCCUCGGUGGGUCUGAGCAGCCCUGCAACUCUUCUCUGUCUUCCUGCGCCCUCCCAUCCCUUCCCUGCCGAUUGCUCUCUCCUCCUCAUUUUGCGCUCUCGCUUGCUGUUGCCGUCUCCAUCAGAGUCUGUUUUCGGAGGGGGGGACACGCACAGGAGGGAGAGUUCCCCGCUUUUGCAGCCGCGGUGAUUCUGUCCUCAUCUCUGCCUUGUUCCUUCAUGGCUGGGAGCGAAUGGGACUGGUUUCAGCGGGAGGAGCUGAUCGGACAGAUUAGCGACAUCAGAGUCCAAAAUCUUCAAGUGGAGAGGGAAAAUGUGCAGAAAAGGACUUUCACUCGGUGGAUAAAUCUGCAUUUGGAAAAGUGCAGUCCCCCUCUAGAAGUGAAAGAUUUGUUGGUUGAUAUUAAAGACGGCAAAAUUUUGAUGGCUUUACUGGAAGUUCUCUCUGGACAAAAUCUGCUGCACGAGUACAAGCCCUCGACCCAUCGUAUUUUUCGACUGAACAAUAUUGCAAAAGCCCUCAAGUUCUUGGAGGACAGCAAUGUAAAGCUGGUUAGCAUUGAUGCAGCUGAAAUAGCAGAUGGAAACUCUUCCAUGGUCCUGGGCCUGAUAUGGAACAUAAUCCUGUUUUUUCAGAUUAAAGAACUUACAGGCAACCUCAAAAGGAACUCCUCCUCUUCCAGCCUGUCAUCGGGGCCCAGUGGCCCUGAUUCGGACACCUCUCAUCCCAAUACUCCUAAUGUCGAGAGAAGCAUGUCUGUCUCUGUGAAGGAUCAGCGAAAAGCAAUCAAGACCCUUUUAACCUGGGUCCAAAGGAAAACAAGAAAGUAUGGCGUUGCAGUUCAGGACUUCACCAGCAGUUGGCGAAGUGGCCUUGCUUUCUUGGCGGUAAUCAAAGCAAUAGAUUCAAAACUGGUAGACAUGGAGCAAGCUUUGGAGAAAUCACCCCGGGAAAAUUUAGAGGAUGCAUUUACUAUAGCCCACGACCAUCUGGGUAUUCCAAGACUUCUGGAGCCAGAAGACAUCACAGUCGAGUCACCUGAUGAUCAAUCCAUUGUGACCUACGUGGCCCAGUUUUUGGAGCACUUCCCAGAGAUGGAAGGGGAAGAUUUUUCAGAUCCAGAGAAGGAACUUCCAGUUGAAUCUACUUAUGCCCAUAUCAAAGAGACUUUGGGGGAAGAAAAUCAAGGGAAGGUUUUAAUUCUGAAUGAAAAUGGGAAGCACGCAUGUACUGCUCAUCUUGACAGAAGCCAGUCUUCACCCACCAAAAUCCAUAUUCCUGGUUUGCCCUUUGAUCUGGAGAACCAGACUUUUCAUAUGGCAAACCAAGAGCUUAAGGACAAUCUGCAUCAGCCACUAUCUGAUCGUUCAGAGCCAUUCACAGAGGAACCUCAGAGACCUAGCUCAUUGCCAAUAACAGAACCUGGUGUUCAGCUCAGUUCUGUUACUGACAUUCUUGCCAAUAAUGUAAACGGGCCUGAAGGGAAUCAGCUGAGCAUGUGCAAUUCACCAAACCAGAGUAAUGACCUUCCACCAACUGUCCUUCUCUAUCGCAAGCAUUCCGUUGAACCUGUUGACUCUUUGGAACUGGACUCUGAAGAAUUAAGCAUGCAGAAGCCAACCAGUGAAACAAAAGAAUCACCUGACAGAAAGGCUCGCUCCUUACCUUGCACCUCACAUCCACCUAAAAAUGUACCGGAACACCCGACAAAGGAACUUGAAUAUCCAAUUCCAGCUGUUCAUGAGGAAGAGACUGCACAUAAAUAUAUAUUACAAAUGUUGCACAAGGAAAUAUCUAAACUCCCAGAAAAGCAUGACUAUGUGACGCAAGCAUCUGACAUAAAGGAAGGGCAUUCUGCUCUUCAGGAAACUGAUGGGUCUGUUUUCAAGGAUAAUUCAGAGGUGUCUUGUCCAUCAGAACGAUUUCCUCCACCAGCUAGAAACACUCCCAAGAGCCUAGAUAUUACUAAUGAAGAUAGCUCCAUCGCUGAAAUGACACCAACCCCUUCUAAAGUUUCUGUCAUUCCCCAUGACCUCUUCUAUUACCCACAUUAUGACGUUCCCAUAUCAGCAGUGUUGGAUGCUUUUGCUACCCCUGACCCAGACCCAACCCUUUCAGAAAACAACAAGAUCUGUGCCGAGCUUUUAGUAAGUUGUUUGGCGGAGAAAGAGUUGCUUAACCUAAACACAGAGAAGGACCUUCCAAAGGCAGGUGUACACCCCACUAAAGUGGCACCAACACACAUGGAUGAUAAAAACCUGGAGAAGCAAAAAAAAGAUGCUCAUAGUCAUACAAAGUCUUCCGUUAACAAGGCUGCUGUAGCGGGAAAGAGUGUGACGCCCAAAGCAAACAGCAUGGAUUCUACUCACCCAGAAGUCCCUGUGGUUAUGAUAGAGCAGUUUGAUUCUGCGGCUGAAGAAAGAAAACCACCAGAAGAGAGGAGUAAAAAGAAAGAAAAACGGAAGAACAAGUCAAUUUUCCAAGGAGAAAACAUUCCAAGUCAAAAAGCUGGCUCUAUCCGGCUACUAGAUAAGCUAGAAGAAGAAUCAGCAGACCAUCAGGGGCUUUCAAGGGUCAGCCACAGCGAUCCCAACGUCGUUUGCCAAAGAAAUAUUUCAGAUUCAACCAGUAAGGAAUUUGGCAACACUGAUGUUCAAGAGAGCCCAAUCACAAAUGAAAAUGUGAGUCCCUCGGUCAGGAAGAGAAAAGACCCUGAAAAAAAAGAAGCUCCAGAGAAGGCUAGUCUGUCUAGCACCUCUUCACGGACAGACCAACCUGAGCUGUUUUACUUCAUUGUUUUCCUCUGGGUGCUGGUCUAUUGCUUAUUGCUCCUUCCACAGCUGGUUAGCAGCCCACUUUGAUCUCUGUGAGUUGAGUCAGAAUAAUAAAAGAAAGCGGCUUGAUGUUUUUUGUUGAUGUGCCCCCUAAAUUUAUUUCUUCAGGAUAUAGAAAUGCCACCCAUUUCCCGAGCUCAGAACUCUUCCUUUAACUCUGGUGGCCUGUUAUAUUACAGUUUCAGCGCAUCUGACUUUGUAUAAAAUUAUAUAUUUAUAUAUAUAGUUAGGUAGAUAUUAUAUAUAUAUAGGGAGAGAGAGAGAAUAUUAAGACAUUGUGUUAAUGACUUAAUACUCACAAUUUUUGUAUGUCUGUGCCUUGCUUUAUAGGAUGUUAAAUAAAAUGAAUCUUUUAGGGGGAAAUCCUGGAUUUAGAAUGUUCUAGUCUUCAGAAGAAUAAUUCUUGUACUUCUUAUUUGUCUAGAGCCAUGAAAUCUGCCAAAUAGAUACAUAUGUAUGUAUGCCUUUCCAGUAGAAAGUUUUGACUGAAGAAAUGUGUCCUUUCUCUAUGAACUGAAACAUAAUGUAAUUCUCCUAAAUUUAUUAUCUAACACAUGCAGCUAGAACCAAGCUAAGGCUGAAAUCCAGUACCCACUUACCUGAGAGUAAGCAUUGCUGAACUUACUAGACUUACUUUUGAGUAGACAUGCUGUGGAUUGCACUAUAGUUUAUGCUAGUGAAAUCUGGAGUAGCUAUAGAGGACUUGCUUCAGAAAUAUGUGAUAUAGCUCAGGAUCCGAUAUACAUGUGUAUGUGAAGGAAUGGCAAACAAUGAUCUAGGUUAGCGAUGGGGAAAUGUGGCUCUCCAUAUAUUGUUGGACUCUGGUUAGGAUGUCAGAGAUUUCUGUUCAGAACAGGAGCAGAAAUUGCCAAUGUUCGCUUUUUUGUACCAUGUCCUGAACAGAAAUCAAUCCAACGAACACGAUCAAUGUUGAUGCUGCUGUUGUUUUCAGUCCGCAAAGAUACAUAAUCAUUUUUUUGCCAUUUUCAUUGUUUCCUUUUCGUUGAAAUGAAUUCCCUUUGCGUUGGAAUGAAUGGUGUGGAAUAACAUAAUGUAAUUAAUUACGUAAAAUUCUGCCAUAGUGAACAGCAAAACGAGUAGUGUUUUGUUGGAAGCUGAACUGCAGUGGAACAGAAACUGUGCUGCAUGCAGCAAACACAGGUCAGAACAGAAAUGGAUGCCUUUUUACAUCCCUAACUCCAUCAGCCAGUGACAGGGGCUUAUGGGAGUUAUAGUUUAGCAACAUCUGGAGAGCCACAAGCUCCCCACCCUUGCUCUAGGCGAAAGUGAAGGAAGGACCCUGUAUCAUUUUAAUUAGAAGUGUACAAAGAAAUGUUGCUUGGAACCAUAGCAGUGUCAUGGGGGUUGAUGGAUGGGAGAGAGGACAAGCCAUAUGUUGAAAUGAGACAAUAGUGAGUGCUGUGUUUUAUUGAACAAGACAGGAAAGGGUCAGUUGUUAGCUUGAGGCUGCCAUGUUAGAAUCAGUGAAACACUAAAGCCACGGUACUUUCAGCAUAAUCACUCAGCACCAGAGCUGCGCUAUCAGGGCUGGUGUACUUAUAUAGUGGAUUACAAUGUGCUUCUGAUACAUGCCACUUGCUUUCCUUUCACACAACCUAAAUUUGCUCCCUGUGCUAGGAUGUCAGUCAGUAUGGACCAAAAUGACAACUGAUGGGUGUGUGUGUGUUAAAUAAACAUUAGUCUUCCCAGAAGAAACUUAGAAUGUGCCUAUAGUGGGGAUAAAAGCAUAAGAAAUGGUCUUCUGGAUCAGACCUAUGACCAUUUUCUUCACCAUUUGGUUUCCAACAGCAGCUAAGCAGAUCUUUUUUAAAGAUUAGAAAUGGAGCCUGAAGGCAAUGAUCCUGUUUGCUCUGGGUAUAUGAGGUAUAAUAAUAAUAAUAAUAAUAAUAAUAAUAAAUUUAAUUUUUGUGUCGCCAAUCUGGCCAAAACCACUCUAGGCGACGUACAACAUUAAAAUUCAACAAUACAAUAUAGAUACAUAAUAAAAUACACUGCAGUCAACAAUAACCAUUUUAAAAAGCGGCAGUACAGGGCCGUCAAUAGACAAUUUUAAAACAAUAUAAAGAAAUUAGCCCACCCCGGGGACCCCAAAGGCCUGUCCAAAGAGCCAUGUUUUUAAGGCUCGGCGAAAUGUAUCUAGGGAAGGGGCAUGGCGAAGAUCGAACGGGAGGGAGUUCCAGAGAGUGGGGGCUGCCACUGAGAAUGCCCUCUCUCUAGUCCCCACCAACCUAGCUGUUUUCGUUGGUGGGACGGAGAGAAGGCCCUGUGUGGCUGAUCUGGUCAGGCGGCUUAGUUGGUGGUACUGGAGGUGCUCCUUCACGUAAACUGGGCCAAGACCAUAUAGGAACUUAAAGGUUAAGACCAACACCUUGAAUUGGGCCCGGAAAACAACUGGAAGCCAAUGUAGAUGAAAUAACACCGGCGUGAUGUGAUUACGGUGGCAGCUGUUUGUAAGCAGGCGUGCCGCCGCAUUCUGCACCAAUUGUAGUUUCCGGACCAUUUUCAAGGGUAACCCCACAUAGAGCGCAUUGCAGUAGUCUAAUCGAGAGGUGACCAGGGCAUGUACCACCAGUGGGAGCUGAUGAAUAGGAAGGUAGGGUUGCAACCUCCGUAUGAGGUGUAGCCUCCAUGGACAGCUUGGAAUCAAGAACAACCCUGAGGCUGCGGACCUGAUCCUUCAGGGGUAAUUUUACCCCAUUAAGAUUCAGGUCAGCAACACCCAACCUUCCCCUGUCACCCACAAGUAGCACCUCGGUCUUAUCAGGAUUGAGCUUCAGCCUGUUUCUUCCCAUCCACCCACUCACGGAUUCCAGGCACUUGGACAAGGUCUCUACAGCCAACUCCGGUGAAGAUUUAAAGGAGAGAUAGAGCUGCGUGUCAUCAGCAUAUUGGUGACACCGCAGCCCAAAACCCCUGAUGAUAGCUCCCAGCGGUUUUACAUAGAUGUUAAAUAGCAUGGGAGAGAGGAUAGAACCCUGUGGUACUCCACAAGUGAGGGGCCAAGGGUCUGAAACCUCAUCUCCCAAUGCUACCUGUUGAUGCCUGUCAGAGAGAAAGGAACGGAACCACUGUAAAACAGUGCCUCCUAUUCCUAAUCCCUCCAGGCGAUCUAACAGGAUACCGUGGUCGACGGUAUCAAAAGCCGCUGAGAGAUCCAGGAGGACAAGAAAGGUGAAUUCUCCCCUGUCUAGUGCCCUCCUCAUAUCAUCUACCAGAGCGACCAAGGUUGUUUCAGUACCAUGUCCAGUACCAUGUCCAGUCCUGAAACCAGAUUCCUCUGAAUAUGGAGUUUCCUUCCAUUUAGCUGUUGUGACUAAUUGCCAUUGAGAGACCUACCCUCCAUACACUUGCCUAAUUCCCUUUUCUAAAAAAGCAUGUAAGCCAGUUUUCCCCAGACUGGUGCCCAGCAGAUGGUGUUGGACUCCCAAUGGCUAUCAGCCCCAUCUAGCAUGGCCCAUGGUUGUAGUCCCAACAACAUCUGGAGGACACCAGCUUGGGGAAGGCUUAUCUAAACUGCAAUGAAGUGAUGCCAAUGCAUGCCUUUCCCUCAGCUUUUUCCUUGACCAAUCUGUGAAACAACUAACACAAGAUGCAUCAUCUUCCAUUUUGUGGAGAUAGUAUUCAUCACACCAUUCCAGCUAGGCAUCAUAUGCCUGGAAUAAUGCCAAGCUACUGCUUGGGAGGGUUAGACUCUCUUCCUUCUCCAGUCCUCAACCCCAUUCUUUCCUUCCUGCCAAUCAGCUGAUCAGUUCAGUUUAGCUUCUUUUAGAAGAAUGCGCACAUAAGAGCCCUGCUGGAUCACGGCAAUGGCCCAUCUAAUCCAGCAUUCUGUUCUCACAGUGGCCAACCAGAUGUUGGAUGCUUCCAGGAUUUGAAUUCCCUUUAUUGAAAGUCACUUAAACUUCUUAAUGUUCCAUAUCUGCUGUGGGUUGUACCUCGAUCUCUUUCAAUACAAUACAGAGGAUAGAAUCUGUGCCAUCUCUGUGCAACAGAAUGAGCUGGUAGAAUGGUCUGUACCACUUCAAACUACAGGUGGGAGGGUACCUUUUUUAAUAAUAAUAUAAAAACACCCCUUGAUUUAAAAAAAAAUCCAAAUAGCAGGCAACCUUUCUCCCUGAUGUGCUGCUGGUGGUUGUUGUUGCUAUUGCUUUAGUUGCAGAUUUUUUUUUAAAGAGAACAUUUAAAAGUGAUAUCUCCUGUCUUCAGUCUGAAAGAGUACAGUCAACGUUACCACCUCAUCUGUGUAGACGUGGCCUUAGAGAUGCCAUGGGGACAUUUCUAAAAAGCCAAACAGCCUCUUGACAACCCAAACUCACCUAGUCUUGAUUUCAGAUGAUCCAAACAUCUUUGAUGUCCCCAACGUGAUUUGAACAUGAGGGUUAUGUUGUGCUUUUCUUAGUCCCAUUAAUUACAAUUCUAUUGCCUGUGCUGCACUCUGCAAAUAACAACAGUCAAACCUGUCGAGUUUUCUUUCUGCAUCAGAUUAACUUGGCAGGAAAGGGCCUCCUUGGUAUGACAUAAUUUUGGUUAUUUUGCAUGAUGCACUUCUAUUUUGGCAAGCAUCUGAAUCACAGAAAGAAAUCAUUCCCAAACUUUUCCCAAAUCCUCCUAAACUUUUCCUAAAGCUGGGAAAAUGUGUUAUGGCUGCAUCUGUAUAUAUAUAUAUAUAUAUAUAUAUAUAUAUAUAUAUAUAUAUAAAUAUAUAAAUAUAUAAAUCAAGUCAUCUAUAAAGAGCAGCACGACAUCUCAGAAAACUUUCUAUCACUGAUUGAUGCUACUGAUAGUCUUCCAAACUGAUUCCUCUGCCAGAAAAACAAAGGGCCACAAAGAUGGCUCAUUCAUUCAUUGGCGAUCACUCGUGGCCGAGUAAGAUUGUCUUCCAAGAUUGCUUGGAAGACACCUGUAUGUGAAUUCAUUUUAUGUGGGGAGAUCGGCGCACAACGAUCAAUACACAAUCUUGGCAGAAAAAGGCUUUGAUCCAAUGGCAUGGAUACCAUGAUGAUUGGAAGUCUUUUAUCUGCUGCAGCCUUCAUCCGCCUUCACAGCCGUUGUAACUAUACAUUGCUAUCCUCUGCCGGUGAGGACUUCCUUGGAUUGUUCUUUGUCUGGUUGCUCUCCCUCAACCUUACCGCCAUGGGUGACCCUGCUGGGAGUACAUGACUCCCGACGGCAUCACUCACAGGGUUCAUUGGAAUGCACAAGCCCACUCACCACUACAAGGUGACAAUCCAGCGAGGGGAUGGAAAGAUGGCUAUAUCAUCAUCAUCAUCCCAUCCCAAUGCUUUCCAACUAUCCAUUCAAGUGGCAGAGUGCUUAGAUUAAGCCUGGCACAGUCUGCAGCUGCUGCUCCAAAUAUCACACAGUCGACAGAUUAUGCGGGUUAGCAAUAUUCUGUCUCUUGAACAGUGCUGGAAUCUUUUAUUUAUGGAAAGGGGGGAAUUGUUUGAGAGAAGUGAGCAGCUUGCCCAUCCCCUUCAGCUCUUAGCCUGAUUUGAGGACAUUGUAGUGUGAGGCUAAGAAGGCAUCAUUAUUUCCAGCUUUUGUAGCACACUUAUAACCAGUGGUGGCUUCAUGUCAGUGGAGCAAUGGAAUCAGCUCCUCUUUCAGGAAGCUGGCCAAGGUGCUUUAGCACCUUCAAAGUUUGGACUAAAACCCAGAGUGGAUUCCAUUGCCCCACUGACAUGGAGCCACCAGUCACCACUGCUUAUAACAGUGCCCUCUUGCAGCUGUGCCCACUUGCCCAUUAACAGUGCAAUCCUAAGCAUGUUUACUCAGAAUCAAGCCCUAUUGUAUUGUACAAUAACGUCUGAGUUAAUACAGCCACUCUCGUGGCUGUAUAAUAUGCAUAGGAUUGUGCUAUUAAUCCCAACAACAUUGAUUUGAAGUCUUUAAAUCUACCAUCAACUUUUGGCUUAUUCAGGUUUUUUUUCAGAUGUAUUUGUUUGUUUUUGAGCAGCGACAAUCUGAACAUGGUGUUACUGAGACAGAAUAAUUUAUUUUUAAAGCACAAAAAUAAACGAGCACAUUAUGUACUUCUGGUAUGUUUUCCUGGUCAGUUCUUAUACGCUGAAUGUUUGCACUUAGUCUCCAAAAGUAGUUUUUUUAAAAAAUGAAAUGAAAUGUUUUAUGUAGAAUAGGAACAAAAAGGAAAGGGGAUGGGUUUUUUUGCAAAACCAUUGAUCUGUAGUAAUAAUUAAAAGAGGGUGCAAUAGUGAACAGCUUGAAACUUUAUUUUCUAAUGCCUCAA